AUGGACGAAAGUUUCAUUGAUUUAAGCAUCAAUUACGAUCAAUCCUCAUCAGUUUUCACCACCUGCAGCAGCAAAUCCAACGCCUCCUUCGAGUUUCCAAUCAUGGAAUCAAACAGUUCCGAUUACGCGAUUCAUCAUCUUCUCACCAAGCUCGAAAGUAAAUCAAUAGAAGAAAGGAAACAAGCAGCAUUAAACAUCAGACUACUUUCCAAGGAUUCAAAUGAUAACCGUCUCAAAAUCGCUAGAUCCGGUGCGAUUCCGUCUCUAAUCACUCUAAUCUCUUCAGAUGAUCGUCAACUUCAAGAGUACGGAGUUACAUCGAUUCUAAAUCUAUCUCUCUGCGACGAAAACAAAAACCUAAUCGUUUCCUCCGGCGCAAUCACGCCUCUAGUUAACGCAUUAAGAAUCGGAACAACAACGGCUAAAGAAAAUGCAUCAUGCGCUUUACUUCGUUUAUCGCAGAUCGAUGAGAAUAAGAUCGAAAUCGGACGAUCUGGAGCAGUUCCAUUACUAGUGAAGCUAUUAAAAGUUGGAGAUAUUCGCGGGAAGAAGGAUUCAUCUACGGCUCUGUAUUCGAUUUGUUCGAUUAAAGAGAACAAAAUCAGAGCAGUUCAAGCAGGUAUAGUUGAAAUACUUAUCGAUCUGAUUGCAGAUUUAGAAUCGAAUAUGGUGGAUAAAGCAGCGUACGUGCUGAAUCAGGUGAUUUCAAUACCGGAAGCGGUUUCAGCGGUGGUUGAGAACGACGGAAUACCGGUUUUAGUUGAGAUGAUUGAGAUCGGAAGUGAUCGGCAAAAGGAAAUCGCGAUGGAGAUUUUGUUGAAGAUUUGUGAAGGAAGUUCUUACCGGAGUUUGGUCGUCCGGGAAGGAGCGAUUCCUCCGGUUGUUGAGUUGACUCAGUGUGGAACCAGUCGGGGUAAACGGAAGGCUCGGACGUUGCUACAGAUUCUCCGGCAAGUAAGAACCGGUUACAUGGCGGCGGAAAUAUCUGACGUGUCAUUUUGAAGGUCAAAGAUGUAAUUACGAUUUUAGGGGAAAAAAUGUG
Impatiens glandulifera is the source of this 1042-nucleotide messenger RNA. RefSeq names its product U-box domain-containing protein 11-like. The transcript is spliced from 2 exons. Bases 1 to 1002 code for a protein of 333 amino acids. Gene Ontology annotation, molecular function: protein binding. The record is from RefSeq and is a predicted model, not a curated record. Lineage: Eukaryota; Viridiplantae; Streptophyta; Magnoliopsida; Ericales; Balsaminaceae. Gene Ontology annotation, cellular component: nucleus; cytoplasm.